Drosophila innubila is the source of this 2317-nucleotide messenger RNA. RefSeq lists its product as uncharacterized. NCBI's taxonomy places the organism in Eukaryota, Metazoa, Arthropoda, Insecta, Diptera, Drosophilidae. The transcript has a single exon. The record is from RefSeq and is a predicted model, not a curated record. Bases 83 to 2278 code for a protein of 731 amino acids.
ACAGCACUUGAAAUUUUUGUGUCUUGAAACUGUUUUGAAAGCAUUGAUUGGAUUAACUAAAUUAAGUUGGUGGCUUGACGAGAUGAAAUUUGCGUGGACACAUGAUCCGGAAACCGUGCAGCAGAUGCUGUACAUUCAUCGGCUGAUUCGGAACAGGAUUGGCAACAGUGCCACGGUGAGCAGCAUGCAACCGCUGUGGUAUCGUGGCCUGUCCGACAUCCAAAUGGCGGCUGCGGAUGCUUUGCCGGCGGCGUUGGGAGACGACCAGCUGGAGGGGAGUACGUAUCGGGUGUAUCAUGUGCUGCAUCGGUUGGGCGUGCAUCCGAGGCCACCAAAGAGCGGACUACGUCGACUGAUACCCAUGAGUCGUGGCAAUGAUGUGGCCUUUCUUUGGUUCCUCAUGGAAGCGUAUUACACGUCGGAGCACGACAAUCUCUAUGGCAGCAACGAGCAGAUCAUUAUGUCGGCCAUCUUCUGGCUGGACCUCUUUCCGACACUUCGUCAGCUGGACCGUGUGCUGCCACUGCCGCAUCCCUCGGAGGAGACCAGACGGAAGGAGGCCCAGGCCGAGGCACGUCGCCUCAAGCAGGCAGCAAGAGAAAAGCUCAAAAUGGAGCACAACAGAAUGCAGUCUCACUCAAAGUCCGAGCAGUUCUCCUAUCCCAUAUUACCAUAUUUCGAAAGGCCUCCAAAGCGAAAGUUCCGACGCCGAAAUCUACUGGCCUCGGCAACAAAGCGACCGGCAAUUCUUCCCGUUGUGCCGCCAGAGACGUCAAGCUCCACACUCCGCUCGAGAUGGUUUGGGGACUUUGUCUUUGGCGAUGGCCAGUGCAUAGCCACCAACGUGCUGCAACGGGAAAUCGAUAACAUUUUGUCGUCAUUGCAUGCGGCUAAGCUGCAUCCGAGUCAAGUGGAGUCCAUGUGCCAGCACCAUAAGAUGAUUAGGGAUAUGGAGCAUUCGCUCCGACAAAAUUUGGAAAAGAUCAAGCAAAAGCAGCGGGAGCAGCUUUUACACUCCGAAAACCGCUCGAAAGAGCGGAAUCGCCGCCGGACACUGGACCAACUGGACCGAAUGGUGGAACAUUAUCAGGCGAAGUUUCAUGCGAUGGCAAUCAAGACGCGAAUGACAUCCACUCGAAAGCAGCUCAGUGCGCGAGCUUCUGAUCCGGGAUUCAUUUAUAUAGGCAAUGCCGAUUGCGAUUCGCUGGAGGACAAGAGUUGUGAUUGGUCCGAGGAAGUCAGACUAUUGCAAGGAUGCGAACCCUUGCCACCAAGUUGUCGGGAUAACACGCCAAAGCAGCCGAAGCUCAGAUGUAAAUGUCAAGUGGCAGUGAAUAAAGUGAAUAAAUCAUUACGUCAUCGUCCAAGCACAUUGAUGCAGUUUCUGCGAAUGGGAGGCACUGGAAAGAUCGAUAGAAACGCAUCCUCAUCCACCAGUCGCAGAGAAAGCAACAAUUACUUUGACCAUAAUGGCAACAACUUUAAGUUCAACUAUCGCAGACUUUUCGCACCAAGCAAAAGCACACUUCUAAACAACGAUCAGAUGCAGCUCAGGGCACAGUUUGUAAAGGCAUUGGACGAUGAUGUGGAGUACCUGAAUGCGGUGCUACAGGGCGACAGGCGGGGAUCAAUGGAAUCACUUGUGGAUCGUUCAGCAAAGCGCAUGUUUCACGAUGGCACUGAGCUCUUUCACCAGGAAUACAACAAAAUGGCGGCAGAGCAGACCCAAAAGGAGCCAGAGCAACGUUUGAACUUUGGUCAAAAGUACUACGAUGCCGACAAUAUUGAACUAAUGAAGGAAAUGCUGAAAUUGGGCUUGGAACGUGUCGCUCAAGAUCGUCGCUAUAUACUGCCAAGUCUGCCCAAUGUGCACUCUGUGCCCUUGCUGAUCAAAUGGAUCUGUGCCCGCUAUGGCAAACUCUACUCAUUGGAGGAGCGCAAGCGCAAUUUUGUGGAGGCCAACGUGCUCAUGAACCGUCUGAUGAUCAUCUUAAGGAAGGAAAUUGUGCGAAGACAUUGCCGCAGACCAACACUUUUGCCAAACAAAAUGAUCAGUAUUCAGGAUCAGAAUAAUAUGAACCGCUUGCUCAUACAUUACUGGGAUCAUUUUAUGAAAUACUUUGUGCUGUCCAUAAUGGAGCUGGGUCGCAUCUUUCACUCCAUCAUGGAGGCUGAUCUGGGCACCAAUUCGACUUCCAUAUAUUAUGCUUACAUGCCCGCUCAUAUUCGAGAUAUUGAGUUCAGCCGGAGAACGCCCUUUCUUGAUCGUCGGAAGUAAUUGUAGCCUUUUUUCGAAAUUAAACUUUUAUGAAUUCGA